This is a messenger RNA of Anopheles aquasalis, 959 nucleotides long. RefSeq lists its product as uncharacterized. The record is from RefSeq and is a predicted model, not a curated record. Lineage: Eukaryota; Metazoa; Arthropoda; Insecta; Diptera; Culicidae. Gene Ontology annotation, molecular function: protein binding.
UGUUUCUUCAUAAAACCGACCACGAGUUGUGUUAUCCACAGGCACAGGAAGAAAUUACGAAAAAUGAGCUCAUUGGAGUGUGAAACUUCAAUCGAUUCGCUCCCAGAAGAGGUGCUUUGUAUGAUUUUCGACCAAUUGAAUGUGGAAGACGUGAAAAACGCGUCGUUAACUUGUCAAAGAUGGAGCAACAUUAUAUUCCUGACCCCCUACGUAAAAAGAUUUCGAUUUAAAAUAGAACUAUCAAAUCCAUGGACACUAACGAAAGGGCGAGUAAUGUGCUUCAAGACGGCGAUGAAGAACGUGGUAGAUUAUGUGAACGAUACAAAGCGAUGUUACAGACAUUUCGUCCUAACCAUGGAACACAUCGUACCUGAUGAUUUGCAAUCAAUAUGGGAGUGUCUUCAUCCGAAGAUAACGGAAAGUAUCUACUCGCUGGAGCUUAACCUUAACAACAUUUCUCCAGAUAGUGUUCGUUUGCUGGCCGAAACGAUACCUCUGAUGCCGAAGUUACGAUCGUUAAUUUUUUUCGAGUGUGGCAUGCGGUCCCUCCCUGGUCAGAUUACCGUUCUACGUAGCUCGUCUGUUCAGCACCUGGAGCUUCGUUUAACUGACAAUAUUAGAAUUAUAUCGGAUAUGCCGGAGCUGAAAACAUUUGUAGGACCUCUGAGCGUACUUGCUCAACCGGAUGGCACCGGUGCUCGCUAAACUGAACUAAACUAAACUUGUCAAUAAAAUGGACAAUAUGUCCAAGAUCUAAGUUUUCUAGUUUAGUUAGCUGCAAUGUAUCAAAGUCACAGUUAAAAACACAACGAUUCCCAGAAUCCAAGGAGCUGGAAUGAAAUCAUUACAUUGGCGAAGAUUGGAGAGCUUACAGAUGUGUUUUAUAAUUGAUGGAUCGGUAAACCAGAUAGUUCAUAUUUGAAAUGCAAUUCCAUAAGCUUCGGGCACAUAUUGCAUAU